AUGAUGAGUCCCGCACGCGUUCGAAGCAACCAUGCUUCCGCCGAACGUAAAUAUCAAAACACUCUCAGGGAUCGGAUUAGAGUGCUCAACAACCUGUUGGGCGAAAUUCUCGAGGCGGACUGUCACCUCGGACUGCAACCAAAGAGCAGCACUAGCAAGGCGGCUACACUCCACGCAGCCACUGAUAUGCUGCAUCGUCUUCACGCCGCUUUCGGAGAUGAAGUCAAGCGUCAAUCAGAGCUCGAGUCGCGAUUGCUGAGCGUGGUCACUCGGGUGUCAAGAUUGGAAAGCCGGCAAUCCACACCUACUAUGAUUCGAGGUUUGGCACCCGAUGCGGUAUCCCCUAUGCAAAAUUCUCUACGGGAGAUCGCAAAUGGCGACAAUUUUGCGAAUAUUUGCGAAGAUUCCAACGAGUUGGCUUGCUUGAUUGGAACGACUUGUAUUGGAUUGAUAUGA
Aureobasidium subglaciale EXF-2481 is the source of this 456-nucleotide messenger RNA. RefSeq lists its product as uncharacterized. Gene Ontology annotation, molecular function: protein dimerization activity. The coding region runs from base 1 to 456 and encodes 151 amino acids. The transcript has a single exon. The record is from RefSeq and is a predicted model, not a curated record. Lineage: Eukaryota; Fungi; Ascomycota; Dothideomycetes; Dothideales; Saccotheciaceae.